AUGGCAGACAACCUUCCCGCCAAACUUGGAGUAAAGUUAUUGGAUUUCAUGUCCAUAAUUGGAUUGUCAAAUGCUGAACUAAGAGCACAUUUUGCAGGCUCUCUCUUAUUAUAACUUUUCUUGGCCAAAAAAGUUAGAACUAAGACAUUUGUUCGACAUUUAGAUACAGUGAAAAAUUACAAAUUGAGAUGGUUGUCUUUUUGCAUCUGGUUGUAGGCUUAAUUAUCAACUGCACACUGUAUGUGCUAGCUUUUGAACAACCGACUUCAAUGAAAGAUGUGAACAACGAAUUUGGUUGUGGUUAAUGAAUUUGCAAGAAUAAAAGUGGAACUUAAGGCAUAUUAUACAGCAGAAUCGAAGACUUGAAUGCGCUCGCUCGUGUUGUUUACACAAGGCAGUAAAGAAGUAAAUUUCAAGUCGCCGAAUAAAUGUGAAAUAUGGAAUAUUCAUUUCUCCAAGAGCGUGGGGUAAAGAUGCAAAACUGAUUCCUCUCAGAGAACACUACUCUUUCUCGAAUUUAAAGUAUUCUGACUGAUUUAACAUUACGCUUACCUAAAAUUUUUAUAGUUUUUUAAACAAAUUGUUAUAAUAUAUUUUAUUGUGCUUUCGGGCUUUGGAAAUAAUCUUGCAUUGGUUUUGAUUCCUUAACUUUUCAGAGUAAAACCAAUGGAGUGGACUAUGGCACGUGACAUUCUGUUAUGUCGAGAAAUGUUGGCAAUCAACCCCUUCAAGGCUAAGGGGAAAACCAUACAAAGAACAAAAAUAUGGGAAACGGUUGUUCAGCACCUUGAAGAAAUUGAAGAACCCCCCUUCAAAAUUACAGUGAGAGCUGUGCGAGACAGAUACUCCCUUUUAUCCAAAAAGUUCAGAAAGCGAAUGGCUAGUGAACAAAAAGCAAGUGGAAUUAGCCCCGAAAUGUCUGAGUUGGACAUCCUUUUGGAAGAAGUCACUGGGGUAGAAGAUCAGUCAGAAGAGGGGAGGCUAAGUGAGAGUGAAGAAAAAAACCAGAAGACUGAGCAAGAUCGAGCUAAAACUGUAGAUAUGAGAAAGAAGGCAGUGGAGAAUUUUUCAGAAGCAACACGCAGAAAGUCCUAG
Messenger RNA from Porites lobata, 1095 nucleotides. The record is from the annotation of a GenBank genome assembly. NCBI's taxonomy places the organism in Eukaryota, Metazoa, Cnidaria, Anthozoa, Scleractinia, Poritidae.